AUGCAACGCCUGUGUGAUGAAGUCAUCGAGUUGAUCUUUUACGAGCUCGACGACCCGACCGCCUUGACGCUUACUUCCAAACACUUUCACAAUGUGUCCCAAGACCCCUACGUCCGAGCCCACUACUUUCUUAACCGUUAUGGUCGCAUGGACGCUAUGUUUUGGGCUUUAGGGAGAGGGAAGAUUAUGACUGACAAAGUCAUCGACAUCCUAAUCAGUAGUGGUGCAUAUGUAUCCAGAUAUCUUGUCCAAGUCGCCAUACACCAUUAUUUCAGGUCUGCAAACCAUUUCAUAAAGACCGCAUGGGUUCGCAACAUGUCGAUUCCCGUUUUCGCUCAUUUCAUGAAGGUCGCUUGCGGGUUAUUCGAUGAAGUGCCGUUGGGGAAGAACGAGGAUGAUGGUUAUUUCUUCUCUGUGUUUUUGAAGGAGAGUAGGCUUCCGCCAGAUAUGAAGAGCACAAAGUGGGAGACGGUGCGAGAUAUAUUUGGCAAGUAUAAGGACCCACUUAUGGUGCAAUUGCCGAUCGCUCUCGCUAUUGAGCCAAGAUUACUUCCCUACGCUGAAGCCAAUGGAUUCCAUAUGGACACCAAGUACCGCGACUUCGUCUUCCGUAAGAUGUUUGAGAAAAUGGCGCUUAAUAACGGUGAACGCUCCGAUGACAUUCUCAGAAACGUGCGAGAGCUGCGACGUCUUGACAGUAGGAUGUUCCUGAGUCGCACAGUAGCAGCUGAAAUCUGCAUGGAAUCGAAGAGUAAUGAGUCGGCUUACCGUGCACUCAAGAUCCUCGACCGUACCAAGGAACUCCUAUUCGACCUCUCCACUCUAUUUGUGAAGACACGCUCCAUCACUUCCGCUUAUACCAUCAACGUUCUCAGACAUCUAUUCGCCGAUUUCCCUAGUACAGACCCAACAGUCCGCAUCGUCAUGCUCCUGACAGCGUGCUUGUCGGAUAACGUCCUGGUCCAGCCAAACCCCUCAGGCACAUUGAAGAGCAAACUGGAACCUCUGGGUCUGCUCCCACUGACGAGGAAGGAUAUUGUGGACAUCUUGACAAAUCCAUUCGUUGAGAAGCAUUCAGCCCUCGUUGACUUCGCGAAGGAUGAGAUGAAUCUCAGUUCGAACGAUAUCAAAGACAUUCUUCAAGAAGUUGCUGUGAAAUGCCUCAGGAUUGGCAGUAAGGGGAAGACACUCAAGAAACUAGUUGACUGCCAUCAUUAUCUUCAGGCAGUAUUGCAAGAAAAUGCGGUUCAGCGAUAUGCGAUAAACUUGGACGAUCUUCCUCCGUAUGACGAUGAAGAAGCAUGUGCUGCGUACGAAGCUCCACUAUGUAGAGAUUUCAACACCAGCUCGAAGGCAACACGGAAUCACUCUGGGACUGCUAGCGUAAAUACCGCAGCUCCGAACGCUUUGGGGGGUCCUGCAGAAAUGGGGGACGCAAUUGCUAUAGAUGAUCGUGAGAUGGAUGAGGACGAAAGUGGCAAUGAAGGAACUGUUGAAAUCGAAACUGGAGACACGUCAGAAUUGGGGAUAAUCGGCCAAGAUACUUUGUCCUCUAUGAUUCGACAGGACGAAAUGGCUCCCACACGUUCUCGCAGACGGUCUCUCUAUUUCAGCUACUUUGGACCUGACACCACUGGAAAGCUCGGGUACCCAAUAGCAAUGGACGCUCAGCAGCGCACCGCAGAUUUUAUUCAAGUUGGUCGAUGGGUCAAAGAACGAUAUCCUGUCCGAAGUGCGAUGGCUGCUACGUUUCUGACACACGCCGUGAUCAACAACAAUACUACUCUUCUCCAUGGAUUUUUCACAUGCAAUACCCCCUCAACUAACUAUGUAUCAACAUCACAACAUGUACCAGUAACACUCAAGCAUUUCAGGCUACUUGCACGUCUCGGUAAAGCGCCAAACUGGUGUCUUUACCAUGAGAUUGAGAACGGCGCCGAGUUCUACUUUUCUGAAGAAGACUAUCUUUCGAAGCAACCACCAGCGACGGAACCCAAGCGAUGUAGCAAGGUGAAGGUGAAGUCGAAAGAGACUAGCCCCAGCAUCCCUCGUUUCUCCACUCAGGCCGGCCCGUCAAAGGUUCAAGUUUCUCCACGAGCCAGUAAACGAAGACCGCGGCGCUCGGCGGCGGCUGUCAUGUCUUAUGUCAUCCCAGAUUCUGAUGAUGAGGCUAUUGUUGAGGAUGACGACGACAAUGCUGUAGUUGUCCUCAUGACAAUGCAAGCAAAGAAGCGGAAGGUAGAGUCCAAUCUACAACGGUGGAUCAAGCAUCUGUCAGUGUUGCUGGCCGAGGAGCAGAAAAAAUACAAGGAAAAACGAAAGCGUCUCGAGAAAAGUGGGCCUUCUGAUGGAAGACGUCGCGUCGCGAAGAGCGAGUUUCAUAAAUCAUUGAUGGUCAAUCUUCGCUCUCUACGGAAACUCGACCUAGAUAAGCGGAAACAACUGUACGGUCCAGACGCAGCAGAAGAUGAUUACUUUACCGAAGAUGAUGGUGACGACGAGUAUCGGCAACGGACAACGCGCGCUACAAAGAGGCGUCGUGUGACCUCGUAA
This is a messenger RNA of Suillus clintonianus, 2553 nucleotides long. RefSeq lists its product as uncharacterized. The record is from RefSeq and is a predicted model, not a curated record. The transcript is spliced from 15 exons. Bases 1 to 2553 code for a protein of 850 amino acids. Lineage: Eukaryota; Fungi; Basidiomycota; Agaricomycetes; Boletales; Suillaceae.